Molecule: messenger RNA, 1121 nt
Organism: Sardina pilchardus (European sardine)
Lineage: Eukaryota; Metazoa; Chordata; Actinopteri; Clupeiformes; Clupeidae
Product: aquaporin-10-like
Exons: 6
Coding region: 28-960 (310 amino acids)
Biological process (GO): glycerol transmembrane transport; water transport
Cellular component (GO): plasma membrane; basolateral plasma membrane
Molecular function (GO): glycerol channel activity; water channel activity; urea transmembrane transporter activity
Source: RefSeq, a predicted model, not a curated record
CCUGAGGUGAUUUCAUAGCUUACUCAAAUGGAAAAAGCACAGGGCCGAUGCUUCAACAUGAAACCUAUACUAAGAGAAUGCCUGGCUGAAUUUCUUGGAGUCUACAUCAUGAUUCUACUGGGCGUGGGGUCGGUAGCUCAGGUGGUGACCAGUGAGGGCGCCAAAGGGGACUAUUUCUCCAGCACAUUGGCCUUCGCCCUAGCUACUACAUUUGCCAUGUACGUCUGCAGAGGGGUGUCAGGAGCUCAACUGAACCCAGCUGUGUCCUUCGGCUUGUGUGUAAUGGGGAGGUUCCAAUGGAGAAAACUGCCGGUCUACGCAGUCUUCCAGACCCUGGGCUCUUUCAUUGGAGCUGCUACUGUCUACGCUCUUUAUUAUGAUGCCAUUAUGAACUUUAGUCAGGGGAACCUAACAGUCACAGGGCCAAACUCUACCGCACGCAUUUUCUCCACCUAUCCCUCAGACUACCUCAGCAUCUGGAGUGGAUUUAUGGAUCAGGUGAUAGGCACGGCUGUGCUGCUGGUGUGUGUGCUGGCUCUGGGGGACCGGAGGAACAGUGCGGCCCCUGCGGAGCUGGAGCCUCUGAUGGUGGGGCUGGUCAUCUGGGCCAUCGGCCUCUCCAUGGGGUCCAACUGUGGGUACCCCCUGAACCCCGCCCGAGACCUGGGGCCGAGAGUGUUCACCUAUCUGGCUGGAUGGGGAAGUGAGGUGUUUAGUGCUGGCAAUGGUUGGUUUUGGGUUCCUCUCGUGGCCCCAUUUCUGGGUGCUCUUGUCGGCGUAGCCUUGUACUACCUUUUCAUUGAGAUCCAUCACCCACCACUGGAGCCAUCAGCAGAUGGAGAUGUCCUCUGCAUUGAUAAUAAGAUGGCUGAAAUGGACAUGUAUAUGCUCAAGUCCCAUCAAAAGGAUGGGAACAUGGAUACUGAGAAACCAAUCGCAGUAAAAGUGAACAAUGUGUGAAAAAAACAUUCUCCUUGUACAGACCGUGCUUACAGUGUUACUGUAUAUUUUGUUGAAAAUAUUAUAAGUGUGUUAAACUGAUUUUUAUUUCUCCUUGUACAGAGUAUGAGUUUUUAUGUGGAUUUUAAAUAAAAGAAAUAUAGCGUUAAUCCUAAUCUAAA